AUGAUGGAAAAAAAAAAUGAUAUUCACUGCAAUGUUCUGGACUUGAAUCCGACCAAUACUUCAUCCAACAAAACAUCAAUAAAUAGUUCAGAGUCCGAAGCUGAGUACACACCACAAAAAAAAAAAAGGACCAUUCAUGAUGAAGUGACACUGAAAGAUAUUUUAAAUGCCAUCAAAGAAAGAGAUGAGAAGUUGGAUAAGCUAACGAAAGAUGUAGAAAUUCUUAAAUCAAGUGAUCAAGGUCCAUCAGUUCGUCGACCUAUUUAUUCUGCAUCCAAUGAGAUCAAAAAUAUAACUUAUGCAGUAGACUUGGAGGAAGGAGGAUUUACAGAGGGUCUUAUUGAGAUUGGAAAUGUUGGUUCAAACAUAACAGUCACUGACAUGCAGUGGUCCACUGCGAUAUCUCGAGGUUCAUACAAAUUUAUGAGUACAUCGUUGAUGAUGAGCUUAUUUCCACUUGAAGUUUUAUUAAAAAGUAAUUAUAAAGGCGGAGAAUCAAAAUUUAAAAAUAAAGAUGGAACAAAACCACAAAAGCUCAAUGCACUUGACGAACGCAUAGUCAACGCAAUUUUAUACUCAGUUCAACGUAAAUUUAGAAAUACAUUUACACUUGUUGGAUUUGGGCAAUCAAUCAACACGAAACUGCAUAAGUUGCGAAUGACUCAUCGUAAUAACAGCGUACAGAAUGGAUCUGAUACUGAAUGAAUUCAUCUUAAACAUUGCAGUGGAAUUUAAUUUGA
Messenger RNA from Aphidius gifuensis, 740 nucleotides. RefSeq lists its product as uncharacterized. The record is from RefSeq and is a predicted model, not a curated record. Lineage: Eukaryota; Metazoa; Arthropoda; Insecta; Hymenoptera; Braconidae. Gene Ontology annotation, molecular function: DNA binding. The transcript is spliced from 4 exons. Bases 1 to 705 code for a protein of 234 amino acids.